This is a messenger RNA of Paralichthys olivaceus (Japanese flounder), 1234 nucleotides long. RefSeq names its product sulfotransferase family 5A, member 1 (gene sult5a1). NCBI's taxonomy places the organism in Eukaryota, Metazoa, Chordata, Actinopteri, Pleuronectiformes, Paralichthyidae. Gene Ontology annotation, cellular component: cytoplasm. Gene Ontology annotation, biological process: sulfation. The record is from RefSeq and is a predicted model, not a curated record. Gene Ontology annotation, molecular function: sulfotransferase activity.
GAGACAGAGACAGAAAGCGACAGGCAGCGACAGGCAGAGAUACAGAGUGAUAGACACCAAAGGAGAACUGCUUAGGAAGAGGAAGCUAAAAGAGACACGAAGAGCAGCGAAUACUUAACUUACAUUAAAACUAUGGCCAGGUUGGAUGUCACAGAGAUGUUUCACGGUAUUUCCUUCCCUGGACACCUGCACACCCAGGAGUCCUUAGAACUUGCUCUCAGAUUUCCGUUUCGGGACACGGACGUUCUCAUCGUCUCCUAUCCGAAGUCAGGCACCACAUGGCUGCAGGAAAUUGUGACUCUAAUUUUGAGCAGAGGGGACCCACAUCUGAACCAAACUGUUCCAAACUGGGAGAGGGCUCCCUGGCUGGAGCAAUACUACAGUGCAGCUGUACUGGAGGCCUCAUCUGCCACACAACGCAUCAUCACCACACACCUGCCUCAUCACCUACUAGGCCCUGCCCUUCAGGGCUCCAAAGCCAAGGUUAUCUAUGUGUACAGAGACCCCAAAGACGUAGUGGUGUCCUUUUACCACUUUCACAAAAUGGCCAACUUUCUUCCUGACGCUGGCACGUUUGAAGGGUUUUUAAAGAGAUUCCUCGAGGGGACGCUGAACUAUGGCUCCUGGUUUGACCACGUUAAAGGCUGGUCCAGUCAGAAGAAUUUUAUGGACAAUCUGCUUCACAUCACCUAUGAAGAGAUGUCGCUGAACCUACAUGAUGCCAUAGGGAAGGUCAGCUCUUUCCUACAGUGUCCCCUGGUGGAGGAGGAGGUCAACAACUGUGUGAAACUUUGCAGCUUCGCCAGCAUGAAAAAUAACAACAUGGUCAACUACACCCUCAUCCCUCAUGAGAUAAUGGACCAAAGCAAGGGCUCCUUCAUGAGAAAUGGUAAGACUGGUGACUGGAAGAACAUGUUCACAGAGGAGCAGAAUCAGUAUUUCGAAAUCGUCUACAAGUCCAAGAUGCAGGACUACCCUGAGUUUGUGUGAGAGGUGCAGGAUAAAGAGGAGACGCACGCUCAAGAGCACAUUUCUCUGUAUUUAAACCAUAACAGCUGUAUGAAUCCACGAGUAUGCAAUAGAUUCAGCCCUGAAUGACAUGUGUUUAACAUCAUCUCAUGCAUACAUGAACUUUGAGACAUCCAUUGUGCAGUGCAUUUCUAUGCCUCUUGGUUUCUGUUGCUGUCUUAUUGAUAUGUAUUCUGUUACAAUCUAAUAAAUGUGUGGAUAACUC